This is a messenger RNA of Pantherophis guttatus, 2136 nucleotides long. RefSeq names its product NFKB activating protein (gene NKAP). Gene Ontology annotation, molecular function: chromatin binding. Gene Ontology annotation, biological process: regulation of gene expression. The record is from RefSeq and is a predicted model, not a curated record. Gene Ontology annotation, cellular component: nucleus. NCBI's taxonomy places the organism in Eukaryota, Metazoa, Chordata, Lepidosauria, Squamata, Colubridae.
UGUUGGGGCCUAGAGAAGUCGCCGAGGCCUGGUCGCCUCAGCAGCCAUGGGGCCGGUGUCGCGUUCGCGGAGCCCUCUGGACUCCCCGGGGUCACGUCGGGGACGAGAAAACGGCUCGGCCAGCCCUUCUCCGUCCAGGCACAGCCGCAGCCGCCGGUCUCGCUCUCGGGAGCGCAACGGCUUCCGGCGCCCGCAUCACUUCGGUUACCGGCACGACCCGGAGCACUACGGCAAGGAGCAGGAGGAGUCGCUGCGGCAGAGAAGACUAAAUGAGAGGGAACGAAUAGGCGAACUAGGAGCACCUGAAAUCUGGGGACUCUCACCAAAGCUUCCUGAGCCAGACUCUGAUGAACAUACUCCCGCAGAAGACGAAGAUGGAUCAUCUAAAAAAAGCAGCACCUCCGAGUCCAGUUCAGAAGAGGAAGAGAAGAAAAGGAAGAAAAAGAAAAAGAAGAAAAAGGCUGCAGCACGUGAGGAGGAGAAAAAAAGAGCCAAGAAGAAGAGAAAGAAGCAUAGAAAGAAAAAGAGCAAGAAAAAGAAGAGUAAGAAGAGCAGGAAGGAUUCUAGCGACUCGAGCAGCGAAGAUUCUGACGAGGGAGCUCUACAUGGGGACGAUCUCUGGAUUGAGAGAUCAAAAAUCACGGAUGCCAUUGAUUUUAUUGGCCCAGAAGCUCCCAUCACUCACGCUUCUCAAGACGACCGCCCUUUGAACUACGGUCACGCGUUGCUGCCUGGUGAAGGUGCCGCCAUGGCCGAGUACGUCAAGGCGGGCAAGCGGAUCCCCAGGAGAGGUGAGAUCGGCCUUACCAGCGAAGAAAUCGCUUCGUUUGAGAAAUCCGGCUAUGUUAUGAGUGGCAGUAGGCAUCGGCGAAUGGAAGCAGUACGUCUGCGGAAAGAGAACCAGAUCUACAGCGCGGAUGAGAAGAGAGCCCUGGCCUCUUUCAACCAGGAAGAAAGGCGAAAGAGAGAAAACAAGAUCCUAGCCAGCUUCCGGGAAAUGGUCUACCGAAAAACUAAGGGCAAAGAUGAGAAAUGAACGACGUGUUCUCCCUACUGAUGAGCAAAUGGGUGGGGCCCUGACACUGGCUUGUGCUCCAGGAAUUUGGGGAAACAGUCCAUAGAUAUCCAGUUUAAGAAUCCUAAUUGGUCUGGUGAGGCCUUGGAACUAACUUGCAGAGUCUUUUCCAAGUCAGAUUUAACCAAAGCGGGCCAAUCAGUACCACCAUAAUGCCAAGAAGCUACUGAGAAUACUCUUGCUUCUUUGCGAUUGAGAAAGUAGCACUUUAAAAAAAAAAAAAAUCAGUUGGAGCAAAAAUUUGCAUUUAUGGGGGUUCAGUGAAAACUGUUUUCUAUCGACUUUGACAAAAAGAAAAUGUUAAGCCCUGAAUGGAACAACAAGAUCUCUUAUAGGACGAGUGUGUUUUGUGAAAAAUGGCCACAACAUACCCUGGGUCUAACUCUUUGCACCCAAAAGUCAGAAAUAGCUUUAAUGUUGACAGUUGCCUUUAUAAGCUUCCUGCCUCGAACAGACCCACAAAUAUGAGCGGAUUGUUAAAACAGAGAAAAAUUUGUUUAAAUCAUGAUCUUGUUUUCUGGCUCAAACCGUCAAACGUGGGUUGUCUCCUACAGACUCCUUGUAAAUAGGAACACAAAAUAUUCUUUUCAUUUUGAGAUUUUUUUUUUUGCAGAUUUAAUACUGUGUUAAGUCUGGCUCUCAUCGUUUUGCAAGCAAGAAUGCUUUGAAGAUCGGUAAAUAUAUUUCCUGCUCGACUAAGUGUAAAUAGUUUUUUUUUUUAGCAACAUUGAGGAGAUGAAUAUCCAUCUGAAUAAGUUUUUUAACCCUUUAGUUCCUUCAGUGGCUUUAUAGAUAAAAUAUGUGGGUUGGAAUUCAAAGUUCAUGUACCAACUGCCACGUGUUGGGAUCCCUUUUGUAAAUUUUGAGUGCACCCUAAACUUUAGAAGCAAAGCUGAAGCCACAUUUUGAAACAAGAAAGAAAGGAAAUCCCAAUGUAAAUACACCCCAGUAUCAAGGACAACUUUAUUGAAUGCAUUCUGGACAUUACUUUCUUGCACAGUUCCAGUAUGAUACACCACUUCUAAACUGUAUUUUUAAAAUUAAAAUGCCCUCCCUAAGUA